AUGAAUGAAGAAAGUGGGGUACACGUUGUGAAUUCAGCUACCAAUAGCUUUAAAAGAACAAAAAGAAAUGUGAGUUGUAGCUAUUGUGGCAAGGAACACAGACCACGUCAGUGCCCAGCUUAUGGGGAAACAUGUCACAAAUGUCAUAAAAAAGGUCAUUUUUCGUCAGUGUGCAGAUCAAAGCCUGUAAGUAUAGUGAAGUCAGAAGGUCGAGAUGACUCCAUUGAGGAAACAUUUUUCAUCGGCAGUAUUGGCUCCCAUAGUCUAAGCAACGAAUGGAACUCACUCAUUACUGCUGAAAACAAACAAGUCACAUUCACGUUGGAUACUGGAGCACAAGUCAAUAUUCUCCCAUACAGAAUCUUCAAGCAAUUAAAAAGAAAGAAACUUCUCGAAACAACAUCCAAACUUACUACUUACAGUGGAGAAAGAUUGAAGGUUGUUGGCAAAGCACACAUUAAAUGUACUGUUAAAAGUAAGACAGCCAUAAUAGAAUUUCAAAUUGUGGAGACAUAUUCAAAGCCAAUUAUGGGUCUACCAGGCUGCCAACAAAUGAAUUUAAUCAGAAGAGUUGACUUUAUAAAGGACGAUACACUCUCAGGCUACGCAGAUGUAUUUACUGGCUUAGGCUGCAUGGAAGAGGAAUAUAAUAUACUAUAA
Biomphalaria glabrata is the source of this 660-nucleotide messenger RNA. RefSeq lists its product as uncharacterized. Lineage: Eukaryota; Metazoa; Mollusca; Gastropoda; Planorbidae. Bases 1 to 660 code for a protein of 219 amino acids. The transcript has a single exon. Gene Ontology annotation, biological process: proteolysis. The record is from RefSeq and is a predicted model, not a curated record. Gene Ontology annotation, molecular function: nucleic acid binding; zinc ion binding; aspartic-type endopeptidase activity.